Messenger RNA from Colletotrichum chrysophilum, 1788 nucleotides. RefSeq lists its product as uncharacterized. Gene Ontology annotation, biological process: glucuronoside catabolic process; carbohydrate metabolic process. Bases 1 to 1788 code for a protein of 595 amino acids. The transcript has a single exon. NCBI's taxonomy places the organism in Eukaryota, Fungi, Ascomycota, Sordariomycetes, Glomerellales, Glomerellaceae. Gene Ontology annotation, molecular function: carbohydrate binding; beta-glucuronidase activity. The record is from RefSeq and is a predicted model, not a curated record.
AUGCUCAAGCCACAGGCUAACGCUAUUCGGGAACUCGUCUCACUUGACGGGGUCUGGAACUUCGCCUUGGAACCUUCGACACAGCCGCAGCCGAAAGCAUGGGAACAUGAUCUAACAUCUCAACUCCAAGUCCCUGUACCAGCCAGUUACAACGACAUCCUCAUCGAUCCAAAGAUUCGAAACCAUGUCGGAUGGGUGUACUACCAACGUCACGCAACGAUUCCUCGCGCGUGGUCUGGAAGGCGGUAUGUCCUUCGCUUCGAUGCCGCCACCCAUCGGGGCCGUGUCUACGUGAACGAUCAAUUCAUCACGGAACACACUGGUGGAUAUACGCCAUUCGAGGCGGAUAUCACUGAUGCUGUGUCGCCGGGGCAAGGGUUCCGUUUGACUGUUGCUGUCAGCAAUGAGUUGGACUGGACGACGAUCCCUCCAGGCAGGAUCGAAGUCGAGGACGGGAAGCGAAAGCAACACUAUCAACACGACUUCUUCAACUACGCUGGACUUGCUCGAUCUGUGUGGCUAUACUGUGUCCCACAGAUACAUAUCUCUGAUGUAACCGUCAACACCGACGUCAUCGAAGGAGGAAGAGUUGGCAUCGUCAACUUUGAGAUCAACACCAGCCAGUCGAUAUCAGACUCCAAAGUCAAUGUGUCACUUGGAGAUGAAGACGGCAAGGUGGUUGGAAAAGCAUCUGGGAUGACCGGAAAGGUAGUGGUGAGCUCGGUUCAUCUGUGGCAGCCGGGAGCAGCAUACCUCUACCAGCUUUGUAUUCAGCUCGUCAAUGACGAGGAUCGUGCUGAAGACUCUUACCAUCUUCCCGUUGGCAUAAGAUCAGUCGAGUUGAAAGACAACCGGUUCUUGAUUAACGACGAGCCGUUCCAUUUCCGCGGGUUUGGGAAGCAUGAGGAUACCCCUAUUCGAGGCAAAGGCCAUGAUGCCGCAUACAUGAUCCACGACUUCGAGCUGAUGAAGUGGGUCGGGGCCAACUCAUUCCGCGCGUCGCACUAUCCCUACGCAGAGGAAGUGAUGGAAUAUGCGGAUCGUCAUGGAGUUAUCAUCAUCGACGAAACGGCUGCAGUUGGCUUGAACUUGGCUGUGGUUGCCGGCCUUCACGGGUCGAAGCAGUUGCCGACAUACUCCCCUGACACGGUCAGCGACAAGACGAGGACAUCGCAUGAGAAAGCUAUUCGAGAACUCAUCGACCGCGAUAAGAAUCAUCCCUCAGUCGUCAUGUGGGCCAUUGCCAACGAGCCGGCGGCACAUGAGCCCGGGGCAAGGGAAUAUUUCGAACCGUUAGUCGCCCUUGCUCGCCAUCUAGACUCCCGACCGAUUUGCUACGCCAACGAGUUCCAAGCAAGCGUCGACAAAUGUCUUAUUUCCGACCUGUUCGACGUGCUGUGUCUCAAUCGCUACUACGGCUGGUACCUGCACACGGGCGACCUCGAGGCUGCUGAGACCAAUCUCGAGAAGGAACUGUUGCAAUGGCAAGCGAAGUUCAACAAACCCAUCGUGAUGUCAGAAUAUGGUGCCGAUACUCUUGCUGGGCUGCACACUGUGGGUGAUGUUCCGUGGAGUGAGGAAUACCAGAGCCGCGUGUUGGAAAUGAGCCACAGAGUCUUUGAUCGGAUAGACAGUGUCGUUGGGGAGCAUGUGUGGAACUUUGCGGACUUCCAGACCCCGUCGACCUUCAUCUUCCGCGUAGACGGGAACAAGAAGGGUGUGUUCACGAGAGAUCGGAGGCCGAAGAUGGCAGCGCAUGUGCUUCGAAAGCGAUGGACCGGAAGUUAG